Peronospora belbahrii is the source of this 468-nucleotide messenger RNA. NCBI's taxonomy places the organism in Eukaryota, Oomycota, Peronosporomycetes, Peronosporales, Peronosporaceae. The record is from the annotation of a GenBank genome assembly.
AUGGCUAGCAUUGCGCAAGCAAUUACUGAAAUCGUGAGCCCAAAGCCCACGGCACUCAUUCCAGUGUCUAUAGGUUGUGAAGAAAUUGAGGUGGCAGCUCUUUGCGGUAUACUUGCUCGUGGUGGAGUGCGCGUGACAGUCGCAAAUGUUGGAGGAGAGCUUCACCAUGUUGUAAAGCUGGCCCAGGGCACUGGUGUGCAAGCGGAUAAGCCGAUCGAGUUUUGCGCUAACGAUUCGAGCAAAAGGGAGCAGGGAAGCUGUCCCAUGGCAAGUGAUCCAGUUGGCAAACUGGCUCUGGGUGCUUUGUACUCGAACGACAAAGUGGUGAUUGCUGAGAAUUGCGUUACAAGCGAAGGCCCUGCUACAGCGAUCGCUAUGGCAUUGGCACUCGUAGAGCUGCUGCGGGGUGAAAAAGUUGCAAUGAAUAUUGCCAAGGAUAUUGCGUUCAAGCCUAUCAAAAAGUGUUAA